Bemisia tabaci is the source of this 641-nucleotide messenger RNA. RefSeq names its product U6 snRNA-associated Sm-like protein LSm6. Lineage: Eukaryota; Metazoa; Arthropoda; Insecta; Hemiptera; Aleyrodidae. The record is from RefSeq and is a predicted model, not a curated record. Gene Ontology annotation, molecular function: RNA binding. Gene Ontology annotation, biological process: maturation of SSU-rRNA; mRNA splicing, via spliceosome. Gene Ontology annotation, cellular component: U4/U6 x U5 tri-snRNP complex; nucleolus; P-body.
AAUUGUAAACAAAAGUUGUUUUGAUGAGGUUAGAGUUCGUCUUGCGUUUUUCCCUUAUAAUUCUAAAAGUUUUUUGUUUCUCCACGAAUAAAACGUCGUUCUUCCUGCUUCAGGUUACCGAUCAACAAGUCUUCGAAAAUUUCUCUCACAUUAAUCACCCAGCAGUUCUCCAAGAGUCACAGCUAUGAGUCGCAAAGAAGCUUUAACUCAUUUCAUGUCACAAAUUCACGGAAGACCAGUCGUUGUAAAGCUCAAUAGUGGUGUUGAUUAUCGAGGAGUGUUAGCAUGCUUGGAUGGCUACAUGAACAUUGCCCUGGAACAAACUGAGGAGUACGUCAACGGUCAGCUGAAGAACAAGUACGGAGACGCUUUCAUCAGAGGCAACAAUGUGCUGUAUAUCAGUACGCAAAAAAGAAGGGGAGGAUGAUGUCUUGUGUCUAAUCAUUCUCAUCUAACUUUGUUCAGGGAUAUCCAACUUUUGUACGCAGCAUUCUGAUCUUGUAAGAUUACCAUUUUUUAUUGUCUUUACCCGAUAAUGAUAGGUUUUAAGUGCUACUCAUUAAGGAGCUCACUGUUUUUUAUUUGUAAGGACCUGGAACUGUGGCAAGCUGAAUAUUAAAAAUCAAUUUAUAAGUUCCUUA